AUGGCACUGCCUGCGUGUGCAGCCCCGGAGCUCGGGCCGCCGCUGCAACCGGAGUGAGGAGCGCCCGCCCGCACCACCUGUCCCCGCCGGCAUUCCAGAGUGGAGGCCGAGUUGGCAGCGAGCCGGCCCGGCUCGGCCGCCGCCUCAGUCCUCGCGGGCCCUCCUAGGGGUGUGUCUGGCGGAUUCAACUCCCGGCCGCUCCUGGACGAGCCCCGAAACGCGUUUUCCUCCCUGGCGGGAGCCGCGCGCACCCCGCUCUUCGCGCUGCUGCCCCGAGGCCGCCGCAGGCGGAUGCACGACCUCAGGCGACGCUGGGACCUGGGCUCCCUCUGCCGGGCCCUGCUCACUCGGGGCCUGGCCGCCCUGGGCCACUCGCUGAAGCACGUGCUCGGUGCAAUCUUCUCCAAGAUCUUCGGUCCCCUGGCCAGCGUCGGGAACAUGGAUGAGAAAUCCAACAAGCUGCUGCUGGCUUUGGUGAUGCUCUUCCUCUUUGCGGUGAUCGUCCUCCAGUACGUGUGCCCCGGCACAGAAUGCCAGCUCCUCCGCCUGCAGGCGUUCAGCUCCCCGGUGCCGGACCCGUACCGCUCGGAGGAUGAGAGCUCCGCCAGGUUCGUGCCCCGCUACAAUUUCAGCCGCGGCGACCUCCUGCGCAAGGUAGACUUCGACAUCAAGGGCGAUGACCUGAUAGUGUUCCUGCACAUCCAGAAAACCGGGGGCACCACAUUCGGCCGCCACCUGGUGCGCAACAUACAACUGGAGCAGCCGUGCGAGUGCCGCGUGGGCCAGAAGAAAUGCACUUGCCACCGGCCGGGUAAGCGGGAGACCUGGCUUUUCUCCAGAUUCUCCACGGGCUGGAGCUGCGGGCUGCACGCCGACUGGACCGAGCUCACCAGCUGUGUGCCGGCCGUGGUGGACCGCAAGCGCGACGCCAAGCUGAGACCGGCCAGGAACUUCCACUAUAUCACCAUCCUCCGAGACCCAGUGUCCCGCUACCUGAGUGAGUGGAGGCAUGUCCAGAGAGGAGCAACAUGGAAAGCAUCCUUGCAUGUCUGCGAUGGAAGACCCCCAACCUCUGAGGAGCUGCCCAGCUGCUACACUGGUGAUGACUGGUCUGGCUGUCACCUGAAGGAGUUCAUGGACUGUCCCUAUAAUCUAGCCAACAACCGCCAAGUGCGCAUGCUCUCUGACUUGACCCUGGUAGGCUGUUACAACCUCUCUGUCAUGCCUGAAAAGCAAAGAAACAAGGUCCUUCUGGAAAGCGCCAAAUCAAAUCUGAAGCACAUGGCGUUCUUCGGCCUCACUGAGUUUCAGCGGAAGACCCAGUAUCUGUUUGAGAAAACCUUCAACAUGAACUUCAUCUCACCAUUUACCCAAUAUAAUACCACUAGAGCCUCUAGUGUAGAGAUCAAUGAGAAAAUUCAAAAGCGUAUUGAGGGACUGAAUUUUCUGGAUAUGGAAUUAUACAGCUAUGCAAAAGAUCUCUUUUUGCAGAGGUAUCAGUUUAUGAGGCAGAAGGAACACCAGGAAGCCAGGCGGAAGCGCCAGGAACAACGCAAGUUUCUGAAGGGAAGGUUCCUUCAGACCCAUUUCCAGAGUCAGGGUCAGAGCCAGAAUCAGAGUCAGAAUCCAAAUCCAAAUCCCACUCAGAAUCUGACUCAGAAUCUGACUCAGAAUCUGACUCAGAAUCUGACUCAGAAUCUGACUCAGAAUCUGACUCAGAGCUCGAAUCAGAAGGAGAACCGGGAAAGCCAGAAGCAGAACCCAGGUCAAGAGCAGAGCGAUGGCAACACCAGCAAUGGUACCAAUGACUACAUAGGCAGUGUAGAGAAAUGGCGUUAAAUGGCUCAGACAGGCUCUUGCCCACUUCUCCCAAAGCGCCAGUAAAAAUAUGGCAAAUCUCAAAAGAUGAGAGUGUCCAAACACAUCCUGCUUCCUUAAUUUGGGAAGUUAAAAAGUUAUGUUGCCUUUACAGUUGCCUUUCAAUUAAAUGUUAUACUGCGCGCGGGUAAAACAAAUCUCAAUAUGUAAUUAAAUUGUCUUCUUUUGGUUUUGGGGACUAUUUAUGAAAUCCAAAACCUAAACCAGACUCACCAGAAAUUGCUGUUUAGAUAUUUUGAGAAGUUCUUAAAUUAGUUACGGAGACAAAAUGAAAACAUAAAAUGUUACCAGUUAACUUAUGGCUGAGAAAUGGACUUUAAAUGAUCCAUAAUGCACUGUUAAAACCCAAUCAUAGAAGCAAACAGUUUUUCCAGGGGUGAGCAUGAACAGAAGCAUAAAAUAAAUUAAAUACAAAACCUUUUGUUUUCUUCUGAUUUGUGACGAGGAAUCUAUUUAAAUAGAAUAACUGCUAAUGGCAAAUUUUACCAAACUGUAAAAAAUAGAAAAUUUCUCCCCCACAUAAGGGUGAUUUUAUGUAAAAAUAUUGGCCUUUCAAGUAGAACAGAACUCAUAUCUUGUUAUUUAAGAGAUGUUUAAAAUUUUGAACUUUUUCUACCUUCUGCUGUUUAAAGGUUUUAAACAGGGUGUCUCCCAUAUUAAACAAAAUAUUUCCCCCCCCCCAAAUAGAAUAUCAGUGUUAAGAUCUAAUUUCCAGACACUUUUGGGGCACUGUAAUUUCAACAACUCUGAAAUCUUUUUGGCGCUGCUUCUCAUUCAUUUUAAGGCUUCUCCGAUUUGUGCUCAUUCCAAAUUAACCCAUUUAUAGAAUCUUUCUUCAUCAUCUAAAUGGUGUGUUGCUGAAUUUAUCGUGGUAUAUAAUCCUGGAUUAAAGUCAGGAAUUUCUUUCUAUAGAAUUGUCUUAUCAAUGUUUGUGUAGUGAGGUCCUUAUCAAGAAACUCUUGAACAGGAGAAUGUGUCCUAAAAGAUUGUUGAAUUCAUUCUUGAUCAGAUAGAAUUGAACCUGAAUGUGAACUGUUAUUUACUUUUUGUACAUCUUUAUUGUGAUACUUCCAGAUGGACUGGCUAUUUCUAGGCCAUUGGUUCUUUUUCAUGUUGACAGAUGGUAGGCAAUUCCAAGAGCAAAAAUGGUAGAAGCAGUGGUAGGAUAGCCAGAGUUCUUCAGGAACACCAAAAGCUGUACCUCAGUAUUUUGGGUUAAGCCUUCUACCAGAUUUUGUCUGAAGGAAGGACGAAUGGAAAGAAUGUUCUGCCUUGAGGUUAAGUAGCAGGAGCGUAUGAACUGAGCAGAGUGAUUUGGUGUAGUGUAAGUCUAUGCAAAAACCCUUUUAUCAGUUAUGACUUGAGCAAGGUAAAAAAUGAUAUGUAGUUUAUUGUGCUAUCUAGCAUCCUGAUUUUGGACAGUUUCCAUUUUGUAGGUUUUGCUACACUUUUGUAAGGACUUACACUGACCCCUUGGCUAUCAAGCAAACAGGGCGACUGAAAGUGGCAUUUCUGUUUUCAGGAAAGAAGCGCUUAGAGGUGUGACCAUGAAGUCACAUCUUGUACAGUCUGCUCAUUCGCAUGAUCUAGUUUCAUCUGUAAUAAUAUGGCCACAAACUGGACAAAAAGCUGAGCAUUUAGAUUUAAAAAUGGAUUUCCUUGACUCCAAGCUUGUAGCAGUAGAUCUAAAUUUUGUUCAGUCUGAUAGUAUUGCAGUCCUGGGAAUUUUGAGAAUUGAAAAACUGGAAGGAAAUUAAAAAAAAAAAAAUCAAACAUACCUUGAAGUCAAGGUGUUUUCAAGUGAAAUAUUUUGUGUACAGUGUGUUUUUACAAAUAAAGAUUCUGUAUAUCAUUAUGGUAUUUCGAUUUUGUUUAGUUUUAAUUGAAAAUGUUUGUUCUUAAAAUGGAGAGAUACUGUUGGAAAGCAGGACGAAGCCCGAGCCAGUGGAAACGCUUGUUCCGGAAAAAGUAUUUUGUGUUAUUGCUGUGGUGUGCAUGGUUUGCAGAGAUUAAGUGCAUUUUCUCUGUCUAUACUGAUUAUUGUAUAUAGGGGAUGUUAUAAAUAUGCAUUUUUGUCAUCAUCAUGUAAAUCCCAUGGUUUCAACUGUAAACAUCUGUCCAAUGGUGUAGCUUUACAAAUCCUUCACUGAUUUUGUGUAACUUAACAAUAGAUAUGAAAUAAAGUUUAAA
This is a messenger RNA of Loxodonta africana (African savanna elephant), 4068 nucleotides long. RefSeq names its product heparan sulfate 6-O-sulfotransferase 2 (gene HS6ST2). The record is from RefSeq and is a predicted model, not a curated record. NCBI's taxonomy places the organism in Eukaryota, Metazoa, Chordata, Mammalia, Proboscidea, Elephantidae. Gene Ontology annotation, cellular component: membrane. The transcript has 3 exons. Gene Ontology annotation, molecular function: heparan sulfate 6-sulfotransferase activity.